Vespa mandarinia (Asian giant hornet) is the source of this 4855-nucleotide messenger RNA. RefSeq names its product rab GTPase-activating protein 1-like. The record is from RefSeq and is a predicted model, not a curated record. Gene Ontology annotation, biological process: regulation of GTPase activity. Lineage: Eukaryota; Metazoa; Arthropoda; Insecta; Hymenoptera; Vespidae. Gene Ontology annotation, molecular function: GTPase activator activity; small GTPase binding.
CUUCCGGAAUCGCAUUGCUCGAAUGGCGGACACCGUGGUUGUCGUUUCUGUCAAGUACAAUAGUUUUGAUUCUGAAAACUCAUGUAAUAUUGCCGUGUCUGAUUUAUUAGAGUGGAGAAAAACGGGGUCGCGCGAAAAAUCGAAAUAUUUUACAUCUACUCGGUGACUACUUUAAUGAUCGUUAAAACGAUCGUUAGCGCCGGUAUACCCGCAAGUUUUCGUUCUGUCACACACACACAAAAGAUAAUAAUCAAGAUUUCUAGCGGGAGGCACAAAAGGCGAGAGGAACUUGAAAUAUAUUUCAGGGGGAUAAUAGGAAAAUACGGAAGGGCCUGUGUAAACUAUGCGAAUCAGAUGAUUCGAAGGGCUUUGCGAAAAAGGGAAAUAUCGCAGAUUUGAGUUAGUUCCAAAUUCGUGUCAUUAUGACGUACCGAACUUCGUACACGCGAUCCUCCUUUAUUAUACAAUUUUCCUUUCCUUGGAUUCGCAUAGAGAUAUUAAUUAUGUAUUUUCCAUCGUAUUAACAUCCCAUAUAUUAAUUCUCUAUGUGACUGUGAUAGAAAUACUCUGUGUCUUCUCGUCUUAUUUACUUAUGCCGAAUGAAUGUCGAAGCAAACACCAUAAUAUUUCAUGAGAUAUAGUUAUGGAGGAUAGUAUGAGUGUCAAGUCUAUGGAAUCAGUGGCAACCAGCGAUGAAUAUGAAUUUGUGAGUGACAAGGGUACUACCAAGCAACAACAAACGUUACUUGAGGCGCCGAUGUUAAAAAUUGCCAAUAACGGAAAUUUAGAGGAUCUGCAAAAUAAUCUUCGUGAGGUAUUAACGGAAGAUUCAAAAAUGGAGGGUAGAGAUUACAAAGUAACAAAUCCUGUCCAACAAAAGGCCAAGAAAGUAGGACACAGCAAAUUUUAUGACGUUAGUUCCUGUAUAAAUGGUACAGAAAAGCAAGACGUAAUGAAACCUGAUGAUUUCAUAGAGGAGGGUUUGUAUGUUUUAGAAUUAAACACAUUAUCGCAUGUACAACAAGAAUGCACAAUUUUCAAUGGUGUUACGUAUCUGGGAGCUGCAGCAAUAAAUGCACCAAAAUCAGAAUGUGAAAUACAACGUAAUAUGAAUAUUUUAAAUGCCGAACAAUCUCUUAACCUGGGUAUUAAAAUUUCAGUCUCUGUACCGAGUAGUUCCCAAGGUUCUGUCGUUUUAUACGAUGCUGCCACUCAGCAACCAAUUGCCCAUUAUGAAGUACAACGAAUUUUAUUUUACGCACGUGGAGAAAGUUCUGGACUGUGUGCCGCAUGCUUCGCUUUCACAUGGUCUCAUGGUGAUACCUUGGAAUCUGCUAUUUAUCAAUGUCAUGUCUUUCGAUGUAAUAUACCAGAAGCAGUUGGACAAGUGUCAGCUUGUUUCUCUAAAGCCUUUCACAGAAUACCACGUUCAAUGACAAAUUCUUUAACAGGGAGUGACUUUAAUAAUUAUAACUCGGGCGGUGAAAAAAUUAAUUCUCGUGUAUUUAUUUUUGAAGUUACCAUGGAAGUUAAGGAGGAAGAUGGUAAAGGUGGUUUUAGUACUGUUCCUAAGGACAGGAAUUGUUUCAAAUUUCGGAGUAAUAUAGCAAAGCAAGUUUGUUUGAGUAUACAACAAGUUUCCAGUAAGGAAGGAGGUAUUACUCUUGAAGUUGAGAGAUGUUUUGGUGUUCUUGUUAGUCCAGGACGUAAUGUGAAACAUAGUGAUAUGCGAUUACUUGAAAUGCAAGUCAGUACUGGCCCAAUAGUCCAGGAUCGAUGUUACAAUAUAUGUGGCCAAUGGGAUCCAGCUGAUCCAGCUUUGGAAACUCUUAAUAUAGAAACACCUAGAGAGGGCAAAAUAUUCAUGACAGUAGCAGUUGAUUUAGUUAUACGAGGUAUUAGGGAACCAGUGAGAUUCGUAAUCGAAACUCCUGUUAAAGUAUUUCCACAAAAUGAGAGAUUUUGGUACUUUAAUAAGAGAAAUUUAGUCCAACAAUUUUAUCUUAACUCUAAAGAGAUAAUAUCUGGCGAUGGGAGUGAAGUUCAUUACGAGGUGCAAAGUAUAGAAACAUCAGGAGAAUUAGAUAGAAAUAGAUUAAAUCUUGCUCUUAAUUUAGCUUCCUUAAUCAGAUCGCCCUCUUUGACUAGCAUUGACACUUUAACUCCCAAGGAGGAAAUAGAUUCAGAUGGAGAUGAGCCAAUGUUAAGUGGGACAGGUGAAGUAUCAAAAGAUUGUUCUGCAGAUGAAUUGGCAAGCUGGGGAGAAGUUUUGGACAGUUGGCAAAUUAAUGAUCAACGUCCGAAGCUUCUAAUAAAACUGACGAAACAAGGAAUUCCUGAAGCAUUACGCGGUGAGGUAUGGCAACGUUUAAGUAAUUGUGACAAUUCCCAGGAAAUGAUGGACAAGUAUAGAACACUGAUUACUAAGGAAAGUAGCUGUGAAAGUGUUAUAUUAAGGGACAUCAACAGAACAUUUCCAGCACAUGAUUUCUUCAAAGAAACCGGUGGUUUAGGCCAGGAUUCUUUGUACAGAAUAAGUAAAGCUUAUGCAGUAUAUGACGAAGAAGUUGGAUAUUGUCAAGGUUUAAGUUUUUUAGUUGCUAGUUUAUUGUUACAUAUGCCCGAAGAACAAGCCUUUUGUGUACUUGUAAGAUUAAUGUACGAUUAUGGUUUACGAGAUUUAUACAAAGACAGAUUUGAUAAUCUUCACAUGAGAUUUUAUCAAUUGAAUCGUUUAAUAGAGGAUCAACUUCCCGAACUUUAUAAACAUUUCUGCGAUCGUGGUGUUGAAACACAUAUGUUUGCAGCACAAUGGUUUUUGACUCUAUUUACAGCUAGAUUUCCAUUGUAUCUUGUAUUCCACAUUUUAGAUGUUUUCCUCUUACAAGGACUCGACACUCUCUUCCAAGUAGCUCUUGCAUUGUUAAUGUUAUGCAAAAAGGAGUUAUUACAACUGGAUUUUGAAAGCAUUUUAAAGUACUUUAGAGUGCACUUACCUAAACGUUGCAGAAACGAGGAAAUAUCACGUUAUGUAAUGAAACUGGCCUGUUCCGUUACAUUGAAGAAAUUGAAGAAAUAUGAAGCAGAAUUCAUGACAUUAAAAGAGGCUCAAGAAAAUGCAGAUGAAUACAGUAAUGAGGUGGAACAAUUAAGAGGUACAGUUGCAAGAAAUGAGGAAGAAAAGCAGAGAUUGGAAGCAGAGCUAGCUCAAGUUAAAGAAAUGCUACAGCGUGAGGUAACAAGAGCCGAUGCAGAGAGUCGUCGAAGUAAUAUUAUUAUUGCUGAAUAUAAACAGAUUUGUCAACGUUUGGAAGAUGACUAUAAUGCUGCAAAAGCAACUUUAAGUGAAUUACGGUCUAAGGUAUCAAGGUGUGAUAAAUGUAGAACAUGCAUAAUGGAUUCAUCUAGUAUAUUAGCAGAUAUAGCACAUCCUUUAGAAAAUCGAAUUGACCCCAUGCUGCAUAGAGUACAAGAAAGAGUAAGAGAAUUAGAAUUAGAAUUGGCACAGACAAAAUUAGCACAUGUGGAAGCAGAAUGUAGAAAUCAGGAUUUAACACACCAAUUACAUGCAACUGCUUCUGAACUUCAAGCUGCACGAAAUAGUUGGCCAUGGCUCAGUAAAACUUUGUCUACUAUAAAAGAAGCGACAAACAAGCGAGAAGUUAUAGGCCCUUCGUCAUUAAGAGAUUUAAGACGCGAAAGUACUCCAGGAGAUGACGUACAUCAUCAUAUAAUAAAUUCACGUAGCCGUGAUAGUCGUGAUAGUCUUAAGGAAAUAGUGUAGUAAGGUAAGUGAUUUUCUCACGACGUGUGCAAUUAUCCUUGAAUAUUGCAUUUGAAAGUUAUGAUUAUUUCGAUGAAAACAUCACAAUAACAAUAUUUUUUUUAAGUAGGCCAAGAUUAAUAGAAGAGUAAAUAUGUAUAUGAGUGUGUACGUGUGUUGUGUGCGUGUGUGUGUAGACGCGCGCGCACUCGCGCACACACUAAAUGAGACAUUUAUGUAUUCGUUAUGUUACAUGACGCAUGCAUAACGUACCUACAAUUAAUGCAGCUGUAUUAUCUCUUACACUAAUAUUGUAUUAAUUUUCUUUUUUUUAAGAAAUUGUUUUUUAAUAUGCUCAUUUAUUUUUAUAAGUCCUUAAUAUGUUAAACGCUAAAAAUAAUAAAAUUCUUUUUAUUAUUCUUUCAUGAAAUUACAUAAAAAAGAGCAUGGUGCAAAUUUUCAAAUAGUCCUAAGUUAGUCUAAUCGAAAUUAAUGCUUUUGUCCUUCGAUUGAUAGAAGUGAGCAAAAUCGAAUGAGAGGAAACUUAAAUAAGCAAAUAAUUAACUUUAGUCAAGUUUGCAUAUGAGAGCAUAAAAAAAUUUCAUUAUAAAAAUACAUGAAGAAUGACAUUGUCCAUGCAGAUAAGAGAAACUAUUCGCUAUAAUAAAUUAUAUUAAGAAACGAAAAUAUUUAUCCCAUGUUUUCUAUGGUAUUUAUUUAAAAUUUGAAAAAUGGAAAAUAGAAAUGUUGCGAGAAAUGUUCGUUCAUAUGUAUGCGUAUAUUACAUGUUUAAACUAAAGUAUAUAUACACACAAUUAUUUCUUGGGCUGUUAAGGAUAUUUAAAAACAAAAAGGAAAAAUAGAAAACAAGAUAAAAAAGCUGCAUUUAUGCACAUAUUCUUUUCAUUUACAUUUUAGCUAAUACAUACAGCUCAUAUUAAUACUUUAAGAUAAAAAGUACUGAAGAUAACUACUCACAGCCAUACAUCAAAAGUUAAUGUACUAUAUCCCUUUUAAUGUGUUUUGAAUAAUAAAAAAAGAAAAGGAAAAGGAUAAAAAAAAAAAAAAAGUUAAGAAAAAGAAAUAAAUAAG